AUGUUAUUACUCGAAGUAUUAUUCUACGUGCUGGUGUUGAUAGUGACUGGUGUCUUGAUGUAUUACAAGCAAGCCAGCGAGACAUCAUCAACCAAUAAUCAACAAGCUGAUAAUAAUUUAUUUGAUGAACAAGAAGCCGAAGUUGUGAAGAAGGAGAUGCCAGUCAAAAUGUCAACUGACAAUUUGAUCAAGGAAGAUUUAUCAUCACCUGCAAAGAAACACUCCAGAGAAGAUAGUUUAACAGUCAAGAGUAAUGAAAGUAUUUUUGAUGAAAUUAUGAAUACAACAAUUAAUGAUGAUGAAAUGGUUGAUGACAUUAAAAUGGUUAUUGAAAAGUCACCAAUCGAAAAGAAAAGAGAUCGAAUUUUGGAAGAAAUUUUGACCACUGAAGAGAGCUAUGUUAAAGGUUUGAGAACUUUGGAAGAAAAUUAUUUGAAACCAAUCAAGGAAAUUCUUCAAAAGGAAACAUUUGAUUUAAUAUUUAAUGAUAUUGCUAUUAUUAAGGGUGUUAAUGAGAAUUUCCUCCAAGAAUUGAAAAAGAUUUAUUUUGGAGUUGAUGGAUUGUCCUGUCUAGCUGUUGCCAAGUUAAUGUUACAUUAUGCUCACUCUUUUAAACUUUAUACGAGAUUUAUUGGAAAUUAUGGAAUUGCUGUUUCAACACUUGAAGAGGAAAAGAAAAAGAAUGGAAAAUUGAGAAAAAUGUUGGAUAAAAUUGCAGAGAAAUUGAGUGAUGAGGCUACUGUAUCAUCAGAUUUUACCAUUGAUGGACAUCUUGUAUUGCCACUUCAGAGAAUUCCAAGAUAUCAACUCUUAUUACAACAAUUGAAAGAAUUUACUGAUCAUAAUGAUGAAUCAUUUGUAUUGAUUGAGAAUGCAUUGAGUCUCAUUAAGGAAAUUGCAUCAGAAUUGAAUAAUAGACAACUUGAAUAUUCUAACAUUCAUAAGAGCUUGGAAUUGGGAGAAACUUUCAAAUUGAAGGACUUUUUCAUUCCAACCAGAAGAUUACUCUAUUAUUUUGAGGGAGACAAUGAAGUCAACUAUAAGAGAUCAAAUGGAAAGACUGGUAUUUUAGAUUUAUACGUUUUCACAGAUCUCUUGCUCUUGAAUAGAAGAUCUGGAUUUUUGUCCAAGCAAGAAUUUAUUUUUGCUCCACAUUCUAAAGAUGAUAAUUCAUCCACUGAUACUUUGGAACUUGAAGAAGAUACACUCAAUCAAACAUUAAUUCUCACAUGCACCUUUAAGCCAGGUACUAAAACUGAACCAAGAGUUUUGGAAAUGUACUUUGAAAAGAAUCCAGAUCAAUACAAUAAGGUAAAGCAAGCUAUUGAAGCCAUGAUGGAAAAUCAAACAUCAAGAAAGAGUGUAUCCUCUAGAUCAUCCAUUUAAACAAUUCUUAAAAUUGUG
Naegleria gruberi is the source of this 1404-nucleotide messenger RNA. RefSeq names its product rhoGEF domain-containing protein. The record is from RefSeq and is a predicted model, not a curated record. The transcript has a single exon. The coding region runs from base 1 to 1386 and encodes 461 amino acids. Gene Ontology annotation, molecular function: guanyl-nucleotide exchange factor activity. Lineage: Eukaryota; Heterolobosea; Eutetramitea; Acrasida; Naegleriidae.